UAUUGAAAGUCUAAAAUCUGAACUCUACAAACUUGACCCUGAAUUCCUAAAUACUAUGUCGCUACAAAUCGUGUCUGGUGAAAUAAAAAUAUACAGUCAUGUGAAACAAGGAGAAAAGAUUUACUUAGAUAAAAAUGGUAAAAAUCCAGAACCGUCCUAUGCAACAGCUGGAGCUCUUCUGAGAGACAAUCUUGGUCAAGAUGAGUUGUAUGGAUUGACGUGCCAUCAUGCAUUACCUAGGGAGAAAGGAUUUGUGUACGUUCCGUCUGGAGAAUCUAAGCAACUUGCCCAAGUCGGAGAAUGCAUUUAUUCAGAUCCAGAACCUUUCCACGAUUUUGCCGUUUUUCAAAUAGAUAAAGACAAACGUAGAAACUGUGACACGACCUUUUUGAACAGAAUGGAAAAACCAUGCAAUGUAAAUAUUUACGAAGGACCCCUACCGGCAAAUGCAGUCGUACAUAAAAAGGGAGCAACGACUAAUCUUUCUGAUGGUCGAAUCGUCAGCCCAGAGUUUUAUUAUAAAUUGUUUGAAAAUAGAAGUGAAAUGUUCCUUGUCUCGAGUUUUAACUCCGAUGAGGACCCUUUUUCUUCAGAAGGAGACAGUGGAUCAGUUGUUUUCCAACACGACAGAUCCCUUGACCAGAGGUCUGUUCAUGCUUUGGGUUUAGUUACUGGAGGGAUAGAUGAAGUCCGAGACGAAAGUCUCACAGACCUCCGGAAGUCCACAGUUUGCUUACGACUUAAUAAAGCUCUUUCUCGCCUUUCUGAAAAGAAGCAGUUGGACUUGGAAUUUGAAAACUCUUGUCGCAUAUCUUCAAGUUCAGAUGAAAGUGUAUAAAAUGAAAAUUGCUAUCUUUUCAUGUCUUGUUCAUCUAGGUGAUAAUUUUAUAAUGUUGUGUCUUAGAUUAACUCUUCUGGCAUA
This is a messenger RNA of Saccostrea cuccullata (small rock oyster), 922 nucleotides long. RefSeq lists its product as uncharacterized. NCBI's taxonomy places the organism in Eukaryota, Metazoa, Mollusca, Bivalvia, Ostreida, Ostreidae. The record is from RefSeq and is a predicted model, not a curated record. The transcript has a single exon. Bases 56 to 838 code for a protein of 260 amino acids.